CAAAUAUCACUUUGACAUCUACCAACACGUGUGUAUAUAUCAAUCUCUGUUACAAGUGCGGUAUGUUUAAUUUCUGAAAAAUUAACAAAUUUGUUCUGUUUUAAGUUUUAAAAAACAUCGUUGUUAAAAAUAUGUUGAAUCCAAAUGAAAAAUCAACAAAAAAGCGUAAAAACGUGCAAGAAAAUGAUAGCCAAACAUCGGUUGAUCCAGCCGCAAAAAAGCUGAAGCUAAAGAAAGACCUACACAAAGUGGCCAAAGUUGAAGAAAUCAAUCAGUUAAAAGCCACCGAAAAAUUGUAUCAUUCGAAUUUUUUCCACUUGCAAACCGAAGAAUUGUUGAAAGAAACCAAAUUAACCGAAAAACGAGCGGCAUUUGCUGAAACAUUUUUCAAAGGAUUAGUCGAAUUUUUAAAAUCGCUACCGACGCAAGAGAACGAAACACCGGUUCACGAAUUGAAAUGGUUGAAGAAAAAUAAAAUUGUGCCACCGAUCAGCGAGGAGAUUCCAUUUGAUUCAGCACCAAUUAAAUUCCGUUUCGUUACACCGUCUUCAAUUUUUCCGGUUGGAUCGUUUCGGGCACAAACAGUUAUCAAAGUGCAAACCACUUUAGAUAUUUGUAUUGAGAUUCCGGCCGAUUUUUUCCCCAAAGGCAAUCACUUAAACGGAAUCUACCAUCGAAAAAAGGCACUCUAUUUGAGCUAUCUUGCGUUGAAAGUUAAAUCUUGGGAUCAAGUGACCAAUUGUAAAUUCACUUUUGUAAAUGGAAAUCCAUUCCAACCGGUUUUAGUGCUAGAGCCGACUGGAAAAUAUGGAAAAAACAUUUGUUUCCAUUUGCGAGCCACUUGCGGCGAAGAAAGUUUUAAAAUCGAACGCUUGGCACCGGAAAAAUCGAACGUUAAACAAUUGACCGAACUGAAAUGUUCGAAAAAGAAGACAUCGACUGAUGUUAUUAAAAAUACGGAACAUUCAGCAACGCCCUAUUAUAAUAGCACUAUUUUGGGUGAUUUAAAUACAAAAUUUAAUGACACAUAUCUAUGCAAUACGCUCGGCACUAAUCCACACGUCAGAGAUGCCAUAAUUUUGUUGAAAAUUUGGUUGAAGCAACGCGAAUACAAUGUGGGAGAGGGUGGUUUCAAUGGCUUCAUUUUGUCAAUGUUUAUCGCAUAUUUGAUACAAAAGAAUCUAAUCACACCGUCAAUGAAUAGCUAUCAAAUUAUUCGCCAGGCUUGGAUUCAUCUAGCCAAUACAUCAUGGGAUGAAUUAAACAAGAGCAUUUCGAUUUAUGAGUCAAAGUUCCGUACAACACAACCCGAACCAGAGAUUUUCCAUCAGUAUUUCGAUGUUGUAUUUAUCGAUUCGACUGGUUACUAUAAUAUUUGUGCCAAUCUCUCGUUGGACAUAUAUCGUCGUGUACGUCAUGAAAGCUCGCUCGCAUUGAAAUUAUUAAACAACGAACAUGUAAAUAGUUUUCGAUUUUUGUUUGCAACUAAAAUGCCGUUGUACACCCAGGUUGACCACAUCGUUCGAUUUGAUGUGACCAACUUGUUGAAGAAGUCAGAACAAUCUGAAACAUUAUUUAGUGUAUGCGGUUUUUGGCAUGCAUAUGCAGAAAAAAUGGUAUUGGGUGUUCUACGGAAAGGCUUGGAUAAACGUGUUCAUGCAAUUUUACCAAUAAGUGAAAUUCAUGAAGGCAACUCACAAACCUGGAAUAUCAACGAACAUCACACACCAAACGAACGUGUACUGAAAAUUGGACUCGUUCUAAAUCAAGAAUAUGCACUUGAUAUUUUGGACAAAGGACCACAAUCAAAUCUACCUGAAGCAGAAGAAUACCGACAAUUCUGGGGCUCGAAGUCGGAAUUGAGGCGAUUCCAAGAUGGAUCAAUUUCGGAGGCUUGUGUUUGGGGUUCAUUGACAUCAUCAUUAGCCGAAAAGAGAUUAGUUUGCAAACGAAUUGUCGAACAUUUAUUGGAACAUCAUUUUAAUAUCGAUAACGAUAAAAUUCAGUACACAGCUGCACAAAUGGAUUCAGCGUACGCUAUUAAUGAAUGUUUUAAGGAAUUUUUAGAUGGCGACAAUAAUGCGGAAAAUAUGGCCGUUCAAGUUAUUAAGACAUUCGAUGAACUCGGCAAAAAUUUGAGAUCGCUCGAUGAAUUGCCACUAGUUAUUACAUCUGUGUUGGGUCAAUCGCCAGUGUUUCGCUAUUGCGAAUUACUUCCGGUCAUUGCAAAUGCAAGACUGUUUUCAAAAGACGAUAAGCAAACAUUCAAUGCGUCCAUAAUAAACGAGGGUGUUAUUCAAUUCGAAACAUCUGGAAAGUGGCCAAGUGAAUUGGGAGCACUUGAACGGGUCAAGGCUGCGUUUUGUCUUCAAAUUGCGCGCGGAUUGCGGAAAAAAUUUCACCUUCGUACCAAGGUCAAUGUGGAUUCCGUCGACGUGAUUAAAGACGGUUACAUGUUUCGAUACAAGAUAGCUGUUCCACGUGAGAUUGCAUUGCAUAUGAAAGAAGUGACUACAAAAGGCAUUACCAAAUACAGAGCUUCCGUAAAAAGUACGAAAAUGGAACGUGAAUUGAUGCUAAUUCCGAAAAUAACGGUCUCUUUGCACACACUUUAUCAUCAGCACUUAUCAUUUGGACCAACGGUACUUUUGGCAAAACGAUGGCUACGCUCACAAUUGAUCGAUCCAUUUUUGUUCGAUGACAUUUGUAUUGAACUCCUUGUCGCUCAUCAAUACUAUAAUGCAAUUGCAUCGGAGGCACCAGUACAACCACAGACUGCAUUCAUUCGAUUUUUGCAUAUGUUGUCCAAUACGAAUUGGAAUACAGAGUUGAUUCUAUUGAAUUUCAAUGAUGACCUAAGUCGUGAAUAUACGGAAAAAUUGGAAAUGGAAUUCGUUUCAACGCGAAAUGUAUUCCCACCGUUGUGCAUUAUUACGUCAUGUGGUGAGAUUGAUAAACACAUCGUGUGGUCAAAGAAAACACCGAGUGUUGAAAUACUUGCUCGAAUUACUCUAUUGGCUCGCCAUGCCAUCAAACUCAUUCAGCACAGUAUUUUUAAGGAUUUCACUGCUGAGCCACUAUUCACGGCAUCGAUUGACGGAUAUAACCUAUUGAUAAAUCUCAACAAAAGACACCUCAGAGACAAUCUUGUUCAUGAAUUUUCAAGCAAUAGCAACAAACCGUGCCGACAACGCAAACCUUUUAUACCAUUGUCCGAUUAUAAUCCAGUGGAAUCAUAUCUAAAUGAACUGCGAUCGGGUUACAGUCAUGUAGCCAUGUUCUUUUAUAAUCCAUGCGGUGGGGAUCGAAUAGCCGUCUUAUGGAAACCAAGCACAUUUACGAAACAAGAAUUUAAGAUUAGUGCUGCUGUUGGACAAGUAAGAGCCGAUGACGAUCAAUUGCAAUUCAAUCAUGAACAAUUGAAAAAUGACUUUUUGAUCUUGGGACAAGGUCUUGUAGAAAGCAUAACAGAUUUUGCGAAUUGAUCGCAAUAAGCAUUUUAUAAAUUUAUAAGUUUGGCUUUUAGAAAAGUCAAUGAUUUAUUUGGAAAAAUUGAAUAAAUGAA
This is a messenger RNA of Contarinia nasturtii (swede midge), 3565 nucleotides long. It is a transcript of the gene Mat89Ba, whose product is annotated as nucleolar protein 6. The transcript has 7 exons. Gene Ontology annotation, cellular component: UTP-C complex; CURI complex; small-subunit processome. Bases 132 to 3485 code for a protein of 1117 amino acids. Gene Ontology annotation, biological process: rRNA processing; tRNA export from nucleus. NCBI's taxonomy places the organism in Eukaryota, Metazoa, Arthropoda, Insecta, Diptera, Cecidomyiidae. The record is from RefSeq and is a predicted model, not a curated record.